GAGUUAGUUUGUGGAACGUAUGAUCCCUGUUGCACAUAAGUUUGAACAAAUUUUUUCCUCACCCUUUCCUUUCAAGAUUAUAAUGGCUGAUAAUAAAUUUUUACCGAAAUUAUCACAAAAUUUACUUGAAAUUUUAAAUGAUGAAGAAUUUUAUGAUAUUACAAUUGAAGUUGGCAGUGACCCUUAUGUUAAAGUAUUUCGUGCCCAUAUAGUUAUUUUAAAUUAUCGUUCUCCUUAUUUGCGUAGAAUUUUAUCAACUAAUAAAAAGAAAAAUGAUGGAAUUUUGACAAAUAUUAAAUUACCAAAUAUUUCACCUGAAUUUUUUCAUGUAUUAUUAAGAUAUAUUUAUGGUGGAAAACUUUCUUUGGAAGAAUAUGAUAUUUCAGAUAUCAUUAAAAUCUUGGUUAUUGCUAUCGAACUUAACCUUCAAGAGUUAAUUCCUUAUAUAGAAUCUUUUUUAAUUAAAAACAGAACAAACUGGUUGGAACAAAAUUUUGAAUUAAUAUAUCAGACAAGUUUUGAAAACGAUUCUUUCUUAGAACUUCAAAAAUAUUGUACUGAUUUAAUUUAUAAAGAACCAGAAAAGAGAUUUAAUUCUCCAAAUUUUUCUACAAUUCCGGAAAGACUUCUAAUCACGCUUAUCCAAAAUGAUAAUCUUCAAAUGAAAGAAAUUCAAGUAUGGGAAUAUGUAAUUAAAUGGGGACUCGCUCAAAAUCCAGGACUUCCUUCUGAUCCUACAAAUUUUUCAAAGGAUGAUUUCAAUACUUUAAAAAACACCUUACAACAAUGUAUUCCUUUCAUUAGAUUUCAUAAUUUAAAUUCAAUAGAAUUUUCAAAGAAGGUAUUGCCUUAUAAAAAAAUUUUAUCAAAGGAAUCAUAUAAAGAAUUAUUAAAUCAUUUUUUGGAAAACGACAUCAAGGAAUCAUUACCUCGUAUAUCUGUUCCAAAACAAAAAUCUACAUUAGAUAUUGCUAGGGUUACAAACAGUGAUAAAGAGUCACAAAAAUAUGUAUCAUUGGCAUCAGGUACAUCUACGAGACGAUUAAUGGGACAUGAUAAUAAUAAGCAAAAUGUUUCAACUAACAAGAUUAAAAAUAUUGAUUCUAAGAUAAUUACACCUCAACAUGCUGGAAUAAUUUCAAAAUGGAUUGAUAGACUAGAAAUUACAGACAAGCCGACUACUUCCUAUGAAUUCAAAUUAUUAUAUCGUGAUUCUCGUGAUGGAUCUAGUGGGGCGUUUAACAGGUUUAAAAAGUUCCAUGAAAUUUGUGUAGAUCAACCUCAUACUGUAACAUUAGUUAAAGCUGAAGGUAAUAACGAAAUUCUUGGAGGAUAUAAUCCUAUUGAAUGGAAAUUUGAUGGUAAUUAUGGUGUUACUAAGGAUAGUUUUAUAUUCUCAUUUAAUAAUGGUGAUAUUGAAGAUUACAUUUUAAGUCGCGUAAAGAAUGAAAAGAAAGCUAUAAGUAAGAUCGAUAGAUAUAGUAUAGGUCCAUCAUUUGGUGAUGGCGACCUGAGUUUAUACCAAGUUUAUACUUAUUUAGGAAUCAAUUGUAAACUUAGAACUUAUGAAAAACUGAUCAGCAAAGCCGAUUAUUCAGGCUUUUUAGAAAUUGAAAUAUUUAAAAUUGAGUAA
Messenger RNA from Rhizophagus irregularis DAOM 181602=DAOM 197198, 1633 nucleotides. RefSeq lists its product as uncharacterized. NCBI's taxonomy places the organism in Eukaryota, Fungi, Glomeromycota, Glomeromycetes, Glomerales, Glomeraceae. The record is from RefSeq and is a predicted model, not a curated record. Gene Ontology annotation, biological process: neurogenesis. Gene Ontology annotation, molecular function: protein binding. Gene Ontology annotation, cellular component: cytosol.